AUGCCGGGGCAGCAGAAUCCAGCUGACAUACUAUCACGGAUGCCGUUGACCAACCAACCGUCGCGAGAGACAUGCAUUGCAGAAGAAUACAUUAAUUAUGUCGCAGAGAGGGCAGUUCCAAAGGCAUUUACACGAGAACAGAUAUCGGCUGCUACACAAAAAGACACUGUUCUUCAGCAGGUGAGAAAAUCGUUAGUGUCGGGUAAAUGGCCAAACGAUGAGAAGCUCCGGCCAUUUGAAAGGCUCAAAGAUGAACUUUCCGCAUCACAAGAACUGGUACUGCGUGGGUCAAGAAUAGUGCCACCAGAGUGCCUACGACAAAACAUCUUACAAAGUGCUCAUCAAGGUCAUCAAGGUGUCGUUCGCACAAAGCAGAUGGUACGAGAGAAAGUGUGGUGGCCGGGGAUCGACCGAGAAAUUGAAACAAUGGUUACAUCCUGUUUGCCGUGUCAAUCGAUGGCUCCAAAAGCAGUGCCAGAGCCCCUAAGACCAACGCCUAUGCCAGACAAGCCAUGGCAAGAUGUGCAUAUUGACCUGUGUGGUCCCUUUCCAACGGGAGAAAGUUUGUUGGUGUGCGAAGAUGCGUGUACACGAUGGCCAGAAGUAAUAAUCCUGAAAACCACAACGUCGACGGUCAUAAUUGGUCAUCUCAAAAAAAUUUUUGCAGCACAAGGCAUACCUAUUACGAUGGUGUCGGACAAUGGUCCGCAGUUCGUUUCGGAAGAGUUCGAAACUUUUUCGAGGGAUCACGGUAUAAAACACCGCAAAAUCACACCGUACUGGCCACAGGCCAACGCGCAAGUGGAAAGAUUCAACCGCACAGUGGAAAAAGCCAUUCGUGGGGCGCAUGUAGAGGGGAAGAAUUGGCGUAAAGAGCUGGACAUCUUUCUCCUAAACUACAGAGCGACACCACAUGCAACAACUGGUGCCUCUCCGGCGUUGCUGCAUCUCGGUCGCGAAAUUCGUACCAAAGUGCCUCAGGCGAAAGUUCCAGCAUCGGACAUCCUUGCAUCAGCACUUGAAAGCGCGCAUUCCUCCGAUGCCAAAGUGAAGCAAAAAAUGGCAAUAUAUACAGAUGAAAAGAAAAGAGCAAAAGCGGCAGUGAUCAAGGUUGGUGACAAAGUGUUGCUACGACAAAGACGGGAACAUAAACUUUCCACCCGGUAUGAUUGUCGUCCAUACGCGGUUGUGGAAAGAAGAGGUCCGAGUGUUAUUCUACAGCGAAAGGAUGAGACUCCAGUAAUACGCAAUGUUUCCAUGGUUCACAAGAUUCCAGACAUUACUAGAGAAGAAGAAGAGGAUGAUAUCGACGAAGUUUGUGAACAAGAACCAGUGGACGUUACAGAGGGUAAUGGUUCCGAGCAAGGGGAUGACAGAUCUGAAAUGGAUGGGGGUCCGAAUGACCAGGAAUUAAUUCAACCCCACAGCAGGCCUGCUAGGCAGGUUCGAUCGCCGUCGUAUUUGAGAGACUUUGUGCGAAGCCUCACGGGCUACUUUGCUAGCCGGAACUAA
Molecule: messenger RNA, 1512 nt
Organism: Dendronephthya gigantea
Lineage: Eukaryota; Metazoa; Cnidaria; Anthozoa; Malacalcyonacea; Nephtheidae
Exons: 1
Coding region: 1-1512 (503 amino acids)
Biological process (GO): DNA integration
Molecular function (GO): nucleic acid binding
Source: RefSeq, a predicted model, not a curated record